This is a messenger RNA of Brienomyrus brachyistius, 4378 nucleotides long. Its product is annotated as high mobility group protein HMG-I/HMG-Y-like. The transcript has 5 exons. Lineage: Eukaryota; Metazoa; Chordata; Actinopteri; Osteoglossiformes; Mormyridae. Gene Ontology annotation, biological process: regulation of DNA-templated transcription. Bases 280 to 597 code for a protein of 105 amino acids. The record is from RefSeq and is a predicted model, not a curated record. Gene Ontology annotation, molecular function: DNA binding; transcription coregulator activity. Gene Ontology annotation, cellular component: chromatin; nucleus.
UGUUUAUUUAUUCCUCCUAUCUCCCUGCUUCCGCGGCGCGUCCCACUUUUAUUUAUUAUUAUUUUUUUGCGCUGGAAAUUUGGGGUUUAAAGGGACUGCGGGGCAGCGGGGUUGCAGUCACUCCGUCCGGUGCACGGCGCGCGGACAGACAGACUGACGGACGCACGCACGCACGGAGCGGUCUCUAAUCUAACCGGAGGACGGGACCAGGGGCUGUGGGUCCGACGCUGCUGCUGUGCGGGUGCGGAACCGGCCGGCCUUCCGUGAUAAACAGGCAGGAUGAGUGACUCGGCCAAAGGAAACCAGUCUGUCUCCCCGAAGGGCAAAGACGGGGCGGAGAAGAGGGGGCGUGGCCGACCGAGGAAGCAGCCACCAGUGAAGAGCCGAGAGGAGCCCAGUGGGUCACCCACACCGAAGAGGCCCCGGGGCCGACCCAAAGGGAGCAAGAACAAGAGCACCGGCAAGAGCAAAAAAACACCAGAAUCUACAGGGGCGAAACCCAGAGGGAGACCUAAGAAGGCAGAGAAGGAGAAGGAACAGGGUUCGCAGGAGUCAUCCGAGGAAGAGGAGGAAGAGGAGGAGGAGGGGGAGCAGUAACCCACCUGGACGCCGCACUACCUCAUCACUCAACUUACUGACUUCCUGUCGACCAGAGCUGGACCGCGCCAAUAACCUCUCCCCCCCCCCCACCCCCCCGUUUAUCUGCAGCAGCACUGGAAACGAAAACUGACCUGAGAGAUGAUCUAUAUGUAUGUCUAUAUAUCACACAACAAACUGGUGACAUCCCAUUAGAUCUCCUAGUGGGUUUGGGUAUUGCAGACGCGCUUUUAUACUGGACAAAGGUGAAUUUGCCUACAUGAUUUUUGUUUUUAUAUCUUUGUGAGGUGUGAAGUGUUAUUUCAAGACUCCAGACUGAGUGUAGACGAGUGUAUCACCAGGCACGUAGUCAUGUAGUAAAGUGACCGGUUUGAAGACCCCCCCCCCCCCCCCCCCCUAAAAAAAAAAUUUUUGUAACCAAUUAGGCAUAUAGUCAAAUAAUUUGAACCCUCCUCAAAAGUUGCUUCAAUCCUCCUGGUUGGUAAAAUCUACCAAGUGGGACUUAUCAGUAGGGUUGCUGUCAAAGUGAAAUUUAUUCUCUGGCUAUAGGUGACACCCCUCCCCCUACACUAUUGCGUCAGUGACUGUGGACCUGCAGUUAAUAAUUAAUAAUGUUCAUAUAUGAUAUGUCUUAUGCUGCAUUUUCUCCAUCUCCUCCCCCAGACUGGUGGCUCCAUCGCUGGGUGUCGGUAGUUGUUUUGUUUUACUGGGGAUGUGGAUGCGGAAUCCUGACCCUGCACCCUCUGAUUCUCCGCACGAGGUUUUGGGUACUGGCAGAGUCUGCCCAGUCUGCAGCUUUGCCCUGAAUGUCUCAUGAACGCAGGGAUUAGAGCAGCCAAACCCAGGUAGUGCUCACUAAUGUCCACUCCUGGCUUUUUAUUUGUUUGUUUUUUUUGGUGGGGGGGCUUUACUUAUCCUAUAGCUGUGGGGCCUGACGUACAGGAUUCAGUGAUACUCAUAAUUCAUAAACCAAAGGGUCCACAGUUCGGAGGGGCUGGGUUCAGUAAACCAGGGGGGGUUCGUGGAUCCUGUGGUCUCUUGGUUUCAGCUGUGACCCCUUUCAAGCACUGGGUCUCCUCCUGUCCCCCCAGUCCCAUUCUCACCGUGCCGUGCGUGGAAGUGUCACUUGGCCGCAUCAGACCGAACAACUGCAAUGUGUGUGUAGUGUAUUAAGCCGCUUGAUAAGGGAUGCUGUUGUUCUUUAUUUCCUAGCUGUCAGGGAACUCUCGAUCACAGCCUGCAUGACAGGCCUAUCCUCAAUCAUGCUGCUACUACUCAGUUACUUCCCGGUAUACUGCAAACAGGUGGAGCCCUGUUCUCCAUACCUCACUUGAUGACAGCUUGCUCUGCCUUCCUGUCCCAUGUGGUCCUGGUUCCCUGACGUUCCAGGGGAGCUUCUGAACCCCUGGGCUUUCCUCUGUCUCUGGGGUUUUAAGACACUGGUUGUCACCUUUGUGAUUUUGGGGAUUUUUUUUUUUCCUUCUGUGAAACCACCUACAUCAGGGAGAUAUUAACCUGUCAGCUUCUGCAGAUGUGUUUGCUGGUUGUAGUAGUUCUGUGUGUUUUUUUUUCGCACUGAAACGUGUUGUAGUGAAGCCCCGUGCUUAGUCUUCAGACAUGCGUGUAGGAGAACCGCACUUGUUUCCCGUAGAAGGGCAUGAUGCUGUAGUUAAGCUCUGUACUUCAUCGGGAUACAGGGCUCCCAUUCCAAAGUCCCACCCUGCUAUCAAAGCACUCCCAAACACUCAUGCUAGUCUGAAGGUCAGCACCGGAUAAGGGGAGUAACAUCUGGGCCAUGCCCUGUAAGUCGAGACAACGACGGGCCGGGGACAAUACCAGCUAGCUUCUAUAAAGGGCUUCAUCUUCUCUGGCAGCCUUGUCCUCCUCCAUCCUUUGGGUGUUCAGCGCCUCUAGCCGUAGUGACAUUCCUUGUAUCUUUGUUUUAAAACAAUAUUUGUUUGAUCGCUGAAAUGAGCGUAACCUCUCCUGCUCUCGUGAUUCCUAUGGGACUUGCUGCUGUAGCUAAUUAGCCAGAUGGAAGAAGCUCUGUUUUCUCGGAUGAAUGCUUUGGCUGCUCAAUGCAAACAGUUCAAAACCUUCUGCUAUAUUGUACCCAGCCCCCUCACCUUAAUGUUUUCCUAUUCUACAUACUGGCUGUUCUUGUACCAUUAAAACAUACAUACCCAUCCCCCAUCGUGCCUCAUUCAACCCCCAACUACAGUCUCCCUCCAGCCCCGAUGACACAUCCAAAGACCGAUUGCGGUGGCAGCCAGCACAGGCCACUGAUGCAGAUUCAAGAGUCUCUGACAGGCCGAUGGCAGUCGUGACUCAGAUCAGAUCCCAUCUAAGUGCCCCCAACUCCACGAAUUACAGCAUGCAGAAUAUGUGCUUAAUUUCCGACUGAGCAAAUGUAUCUCGACUCAGGAAUAAGAGGACAGCUUGCAUGGCCUGUCCCUCAGAUUCAAGAAAGGUUCUUGUCCGCUGUUUUCAUUUUGGCGGCUAAUGAUAACAAGCUUUGGUCUGAAAGAUGUUCCUGGACCACUUCAUAGUAUGGCGAAUGUGGGAAGUGGGCAGGAUGUUCCUUAGAAACACCCUAUGGAGUGCUGUAAGACAGACUGUUCAGAUAUCUGCAGUCCUAUAUGCACAUUACAGUGAGGUUAGGCAAACUUCUUGGUGUUUGGGGUGGGAUCUGCGCAUCAGAGCAACUGAUUUGGAUUCUCCAGACUUCACAUGCGGCAUCCUCAUUGACAUCACCGCUGACGCGGGAUGAAUGCAGGAUAUGUGCCCUCAUUUGUGUUGCACCUACCUCUGGAUCAUAUGACUCAUGGAUGCUGCUGUUCUGAGAUAUCUCAUCAGCGAAUCGUAGCUGAUACUCACCUUGUUUUCCUCUAUCUGCUUUAUGUUUAAUUUUUUUCUUCUCGCUGCCAAAUGCAGAAGAAUUGUACAGACCCACCAGAACACUGUGCUACUAGUCCUGUUCGCAGAUGUGACUUCCUGAACUGUUGGACACCGUGUCUACCUGUGAUCACUCUUUCUGUCUUGUUGCUUAAUAUUUGGAGUAGGGGUAUUACUGUGGUCAGAUAGGAGCAUGCCCCUCAUAUACACACAACUCUUUUAAUAAAUUCAAUAUUACAGGACAAUUCGAAUGAGCCUUUCUUUGUCCUUUCUUUGACCUCCUAUGAGUUUUCUCCACAGCUGUCCAAGCUGUGAUGAGGUCUUUCAAUGCUGUUCUUUGGCCUAAGAUUCAAACUCACUACCUCUACCUACAUGCUACUCUGACUGUUGGGACACUUUGUCCCAAAGCAACUCAUCUCUAGUUCCUACUGCUCCAUCCCAGCAUAGGGAUAAUUGUGAGUCCUUCGCUCCUCUGAUGGCACUCUACAGGGUUCAGGGAUGCUAUAACCUUCAAGGUUUUUCAUUCCCCCUCAGUCUCUGACUGGUACACCCACCAUGCAUGAAACUUGAACUAGCAAGGAUGAUGUCAGGGGGCUGGGAGACCAGCACUGUGUCGGUCAGGUUAUGCGCAUUGGGAUGCAAAACACAAUACGUGACAAUUAGCAACAAGGCUAAUAAAAAAAAAAAAACAAAGGGAAGGGGUAACACCACCCACCUAUUGUCAAGGAUAAAGCUGCCAAUGAAACAGAUGGAAACAAGUGUUAUUCAGGAGCUGAUAUUCUGUAACCCAUCUCCAAGCCACCACACCAUCUGCAUCCUGUGAUCCAUUCAUGUCCCGCAUUGCUAUGCCGUGUGACACUGUCACAAAUAAAAAUGCCAAGGAAUC